Messenger RNA from Limanda limanda (common dab), 5788 nucleotides. RefSeq names its product E3 ubiquitin-protein ligase RNF31-like. NCBI's taxonomy places the organism in Eukaryota, Metazoa, Chordata, Actinopteri, Pleuronectiformes, Pleuronectidae. The record is from RefSeq and is a predicted model, not a curated record. The coding region runs from base 1 to 3270 and encodes 1089 amino acids. Gene Ontology annotation, biological process: protein linear polyubiquitination. The transcript is spliced from 23 exons. Gene Ontology annotation, cellular component: LUBAC complex. Gene Ontology annotation, molecular function: K48-linked polyubiquitin modification-dependent protein binding; ubiquitin protein ligase activity; K63-linked polyubiquitin modification-dependent protein binding.
AUGCCAUCUCUGUCAGAGCAGCUGCAGGAGGUGCGGAGUCAAACUGAAGUGUGUCUGUACUCCAGCGGCAGGGUGGUGGAGGUGCGGGCUGGGGUCAUGGCUAUGACAAAUCUGCCAUUACCACCCUGCUCCAAAUACUGCCACAUCGCUGCAGAGUCCAUGGUCAUUGAAAACAGCUUUGGCAGCAACAGAAAGGAGACCCUUGCAUCUCUCCAGCGCUUGUCUACAGCACUGAACAUCCUGGAAAAGUAUGGCUGCAACUUGACAAAUCCCAACAGGCCCAAAUACUGGAGGACUGUGAAACACAACAAUCCAGUGUUCAGAGCCACAGUUGAUGCUAUUCAGGGAGGACGGGCAGUGCUCUGUCUCUAUGGUUACUCCAAUCAGCAGGCAGAUGGACUCAGCUUCCCUGAUGAUGUCACUGAUCCUGAUGUGGGCCGUGUUGCUGCAGUAACACUUGAAGUGAUGAGUCUGAGGACAGAACUAGAAAUGCUUAUCAAGGAGGCCCACCCCCACCCUGAGUUCUACGAGAGAAUCAUUCCUACACUGAGACACAAGGAUGUGGGCCUUAAUACUGAUGCUGUAGUCUACCAAUCCUCUGCCACAUCACACCACUCUGAUAAUCAGACCAAGUCUUUAGCUUUCCCCGUCCACCACCACUCCCUAAGGGAGAGCAGCCGUGGCCUCUCCCUGUCUUCCAACCACCAAAGUCUCCACUCCAUUCAAGACUUUUCCACCUCCUCAAACAAACACCCAGAGAACUGCACUAUCUGUGGAAUAUUCAGAAUCUCUGCCCACUGCCUCACCUGCCUCCAGGGUCUCUGCUCAGAAUGUGACAGACUAUACCACUCCUACACUGAGAGAGCCCACCACCGUCGAACAGCUGUCACAUCAUCAUCAUCAACCAAAAACAGAAGCAAUAAUAGUUCUUCCACAUGGUGUUGCCUUAACUGCACUAAAGCCAACUCCAUCCAGGAUGUGCUGUGUUCGGACUGUGAGCGCCCUCGUUUGGAAUCCAUCAGCUCUAAAGCAGAGGAAUCUCAGUCUACAACAAUCACUGACUGGCAGUGUAAGAGCUGUACAAUGGUGAAUUCUGCCAGCAGUAUUCUUUGUGAGGUGUGUGAAAGACCUCGUUUGGCCACACGACCUCCAAUGACCCCAUCACACCCACCUAUCAACCCUCCAAGGCCGCCAGCACCAGUGCUGGGAAUGCCUGGGGACCCCGACAGCCAGUGGGUCUGUCAGUUCUGUACAUAUCUGAACUAUACUCCUGCUACAGUGUGUGACAUGUGUGACCUGGCUCGUCCAGAGCCUGCACCCCUGCCUGUGAGGCUCCGUCCUCCCUCUCCUGUCAGACGGGUCCCUGCCCUGCCAAUCAAACCCAAAGAGCCUGCCCCUGAAGACCUGGACUGCUGGAGACAGAGGCUGAUGAAAGAGGAGGGGCUUAAGUUGAUUCAACUGAUAAGAGAUGGGGAGAAGAAAGGAAUGAGUCCAGAAGAGGUAUACACAAGCAUGAGGGUAGCAGGAGACAGCAGCAUCUUGCCCAACAAGUGGUUAAAGUCAGAGCUUCCUCCGCUGCUAGACCAGAUCAGGAUGUUGGUAGCGGCAUCCCCUAAGUUUGACAAGACUACAACACAGCACACAAGCAGGUCAAGUGACGCUCCUGUUGCGGAUGCCGGGAGAGAGGAGUACCCUGUAGAGACAGAAAGUGGGAUCAAGCUGUCCAGAGCAGAGACUAAGCAAGCCUGGCUGACAGCAGGCGGAGACUCAGAGAGAGCAGCCAGACAAGCUCUAAGAGACAGACUUGCCAAGAUAAAGGAGCUGUGUGCACUGGGCUUCAGAGAAGAGGCUCACUGCCAUGAGGUUUUGAAACAGAGUGGUGGUGAGGUAAGAGGAGCUCUAGCCCUGCUGCAGAGACCCCUACUGGAGCCCUUCCACAACCGUAUUUGGAGUGCGAAAGCCGAACCUCCAGUAGACAUCCAUCACCCUGACAAACAGCGGAUAUGUCGUAGGCUACUUGCUGUAUAUGAUCUUCCGAGCUGGGGUCGCUGUGAGCUAGCAUUGUCACUUCUUCUGGAGCAUACUGCUUCUUACUCCCUGGAGGAUGUUGUGCAGGCUGUACGAGAGUCCCAUGACAGAGAGUUUAUCAGGAGAGUGCUGGCUAAAGAGUGUCCCAUCUGCCUAUCUGUCUUUCCCCACAGCAAGAUGCAGUCUUUAACAUCAUGCCAGUGUUCAGUGUGCUGUGGUUGUUUCCAGCAGCACUUCACUAUCGCUGUAAGGGACAAACACAUCAGGGACAUGGUGUGUCCAGUGUGCUGGGAGCCAAACAUCAACGAUCCUGAACACCUGAACAGCUAUUUUUCCACCCUUGACAUCCAGCUACGAGAGUGCCUGGAGCCAGAAGUCUAUGAACUGUUCCAUAAGAAGCUGACAGAGCAGGCUCUAAUCAAGGACCCCAAGUUCCUCUGGUGCUGUCAUUGUUCAUAUGGGUUUAUCUAUGAUGGAGACCAGCUGAAGGUUACCUGUUUUCAGUGUCGCAACAGUUUCUGUGCUCAGUGUAAAAAACCUUGGGAGUGUCAGCAUGCCGGUUUGUCCUGUGAACAGUACCAGUCCUGGAAGAGAGAAAAUGAUCCAGAGUAUCAGAAGCAGGGCCUGGCCGGAUACCUCAGAGACAACGGCAUCACCUGUCCAAACUGCCGCUUCCAGUAUGCACUGUCUAAAGGAGGCUGUAUGCAUUUCUGCUGCUCUCAGUGUCGCUACCAGUUCUGCAGUGGCUGCAACAACCCUUUCCACACUACCUGUGCGGUGGACGAAUGCAGUGUGUCAGGACUACACGCCCAUCACCCCAGAGACUGCCUCUUCUACCUGAGAGACUGGGAACCUUCCAGACUGCAGGCGUUACUCCAGAAGAAUGAAGUGGUGUUCAACACUGAACCCCCGCCUGGAACACAGACAGGUCUAUGUGGAGUGAUAGAGCAGAAGGAUGAGGGAGGGCAACAGCCAGAUUCAGCUUGUGGAGCUCAAACCCAGCAUGGACAUGCCGGACUCUGCGAGAAGCAUUACCGGGAGUAUCUGGUCAGCCUGAUCAACAGCCACUCUAUCGACCCUGCCCCCCUUUACAGCUCCAAUGAGCUGCUACUGGCCUGCAGGCGGUACAAGGUAGACGACACCCGCAAGGAUGGGGAGGACGGCUUCACCUUCUACAGCAGACUGCUCGAGAAAUUGAUGGGCGAAGUACCGCUUGGCGACAAGGUGCCACGCAAAAAAUGAAUGCAACAACAUGGUUUCUCAUUUCCUGUGGUUAUCUCGACUUUUUCACUUAAAUUCAGCUACAAGAUACAUAAUGACAACUGUUUUAUUUUUCCUGUAAUGGUGUUAAUAGAGGAUAGGGGCAUCUCUAGGCAAACAAAUGUCUUUUCCUCUGGACAGUGUUGUUUUCUGUGCCAUUUUAAUUAGCGUUUGUGAAAGAAAACAGAACAUAACAAUAUGGUUUAAAUAUUGUUAAGGUACCUUAGAGGCUUAUCCUCUCAAGUGAAAGCCCAGGAGAUAAAUUCAUCGAAACACAACUUCCUACAAGCAGGGGUCUCUAUGAAUUUAGUCUUGAUCUAUGUGAGUCACCUGCCCCUGAUGAGUGUUAACAACACUGAUGAUAAUUGUUUCAUAAAGUUGGUUAGCAACUGGCUCAGACAGCUCCACUUUACUGAACCAGCCGAGAGCACAUUCGCAUUAAAGACGCACAAGCCAGUCACAUCAAGAUGAAAGCAGAUCAAUAAAGAUAGUAAUCCUUAAUGAGGUGGAUAUACCUUUUUUUAUCUACAGGCAUCAUCUCAAUGUUUCCUGAGAUAGGAUUUAUUAUGGGUGCGAGCAAUACUAUGGGCAAUGCAUUGCACUCACAUUGUUAUUCCACAAAGAUUAUUUAUAACUGUUAAUUUGCAGACUCCAGAGGUUUACAAUAGUGAUGAUGUCACAGGUGAGACUUCCCUCUGACGACCCUUGUGUCAACCAUGAAUGGUGCCACUCCUGUUAGCUGAUCCCCUGCAGCUCCUCUGCAGGCAUGUUGGGUUAGUCUUUCUGUCUAUCAUACCUGCAACUUCAUCUCAAAGUAUUUUUGGUCUUCCAGAAAUUGUCUUGUCUUCCACACUUGUCUUCACUGUCAUUUAAUAACAACAUUUUACACAGUGUAGCACUUUGAUAUAUUUUAAUGUCCUGUUAAUAUUGCCCCAACCACCUUAAAUACUUUACUCUCUUUACCCUGUCAUCUCAUUAUAUGGUACUACUCAAAGUUCAUGGACCAUUAUUUUACCUCAUAAAUACCUUAAUGGAAAACAAGUUCAGGACUUCUGAGUGUAAUCAAAGUAGAAAGGUGCCCCAAACCUUUAUACAUGCCACAAUUAGUGUUUUAGUAUUUUAUUUAUUUAAUGACAUUAAAGAUUGCAAAGUUUAAAACAGUGGUAUGUUUUAAUAAUUGUCUCUAAUAAUGUUUCUUACUUUUGUUAAAGGCCCCUUUAUUGUUAACUCUGCUGUUGUUUCUGUCAGGAGCUUGUAGGAUGGUGAUGUGAUUGGCUCAAUAGUCGGCAGGUGUUGAUCUGAUCCUCGAAGCUGAACAUGAUGUUAGCAGUGCAGUACAGGUUACCAUGGUGAUCUAUCCCCAGUUAAAAGUGAGCUAGCUUCUUGAUACAGAAGACCUGAGAUAAAACCAAAGAUAGCUUGAUCUCACGCAUUAAAUCUGUGUUUUCGCUGUACAUUUUAUGUUUUAAUUUUUGUGUGUCAAAAAAAAUACUAUAAUAGUGCAUAUUUAUAUGUAUUAUAUAUAUUAUAUGUGAGUAUCGUAUCAGUUGGUACACACCUGGUAUUACCUGGUGUUUUUUAUGAUCCGAUCUCAAGUGGACAUCUCUAAGCACAGGUAUUAACGCAUUCAGAUAAGAUAGCGAUCCGAUCACGCCAGACCACAUUCCGAGGUGGUCUGGGCCACGUGUCCGCAUUCUUUUAACAGUGUGAAAGCAAAUCAAUCCUUAGCAACAUAAGAAGGACCUUCUACACGGCUGCUGUCCUUUGAGCCGCUGUACUUUGAAUCGAUCAUAUUUUUUCUCUUUUCGUGGAUUUGUUUGUGCCACUGCCACAAUAUCAACACUAAUCACCACAUAAUCGUAAAUGGUCUAUAUGAAUUUAACGCUGUCCUUGUCUUGAUGACCACUCAAAGCGCAUUCACCCAUUCACACAUACAUUCAUAGAGUGCAUCUAUGGGCAACUAUGGAUUUGUGGUUGUUUCCAGGACACUUCGGCAUGAGGAUGAAGAAGACUGGGAUCAAACCACCCCACAUUCUGUUUAGAGGACCACAACUCUACCCCCUUAUUCACAGCCACCCACUUAAUGAUUUAUUUUAAUCUUCAUUAAAUUGGUAAAAUCUUUCUUCACAGCUGCACAAGAUUCAUUCAGAUUGUCCUGACUAACCUCUCUUUCUUUCUUGAUCUUGCUGACACACACACACACAUCUGUAGUCUCAGACUGGCCCAAAACAAAAUUUUGGUCUUAACUAACACAAAUGACUUGGGGAAGUGAGCGAUUUAUUAUCGAAUCUCUCAGGACAUAUGUUAAUACCAGGUGUGUACGGGCCCAGUAUUAAAGUUUUACAGUUGUUUAUAGAUAGCAUUAGAUCCUGUGCUUGUGAUAAUAUGCAGCAGUAUGAUACUUGAUAAAUGUGAACUCAUGUUUAACAGGUUUGUAGCUUGUUGAUGUGUAUUCCUUUGAAUAUGCUGUUAUUCUGUGUUCUGUACUAUGUCAAAAUAA